Messenger RNA from Pristis pectinata (smalltooth sawfish), 1143 nucleotides. It is a transcript of the gene pcna, whose product is annotated as proliferating cell nuclear antigen. The transcript has 6 exons. The record is from RefSeq and is a predicted model, not a curated record. Gene Ontology annotation, molecular function: DNA polymerase processivity factor activity; DNA binding. Gene Ontology annotation, biological process: translesion synthesis; mismatch repair; leading strand elongation. Bases 117 to 902 code for a protein of 261 amino acids. NCBI's taxonomy places the organism in Eukaryota, Metazoa, Chordata, Chondrichthyes, Rhinopristiformes, Pristidae. Gene Ontology annotation, cellular component: PCNA complex.
CGUUCAUUUGCUGGUGACACUGGGAGAGAUUAAAUUGCGUGUCUGGUGCAAUCUUUCCAUUAAACCUCCUCUUGUUGUUUCAUUGGCGCUGCAAGUGUUUGAUAUUAUUUGUAAAGAUGUUCGAGGCUCGCUUAGUACAGGGUAGCAUCCUGAAGAAGGUGCUGGAGGCUUUAAAGGAUCUGAUCACCGAGGCUUGUUGGGACAUCAGCUCGACCGGCAUCAGUCUGCAAUCCAUGGAUAGUUCGCAUGUCUCCCUGGUGCAGCUCACCCUCCGCAGCGACGGGUUCGAUACAUACCGUUGCGACAGGAACCUAUCCAUGGGGGUAAAUCUCAGCAGCAUGUCCAAAAUCCUCAAAUGUGCUGGCAACGAGGAUAUCAUCACCCUGAGAGCAGAGGACAACGCAGACACACUGGCGCUGGUGUUCGAAUCACAGAAUCAGGAGAAAGUGUCAGAUUAUGAGAUGAAGCUGAUGGACUUGGACGUUGAGCAGCUUGGAAUUCCAGAGCAGGAGUACAGCUGUGUGGUGAAAAUGCCAUCUGGUGAAUUUGCCCGGAUCUGCCGAGACCUGAGCCAGAUCGGUGACGCCGUUGUGAUCUCCUGCGCCAAGGACGGCGUGAAGUUCUCUGCCAGCGGCGAACUGGGAACAGGCAACGUUAAGCUGUCACAGACCAGCAACGUAGAUAAAGAGGAGGAGGCGGUGGGCAUCGAGAUGAACGAGCCUGUGCAGCUGACCUUUGCCCUGCGGUACCUGAACUUCUUCACGAAAGCAACUCCUCUCUCGCCAACAGUCACGCUCAGCAUGUCGGCAGACAUCCCCCUAGUGGUGGAGUACAAAAUUGCAGACAUGGGGCACAUCAAGUAUUACUUGGCACCCAAGAUCGAAGAUGAAGAGACUUCCUAAAAUAGGAGCUUCGAUGAUGAUUGACCAUCAGACGGACGUGCUUGUCAUGCAGUCAUUGGAGAUAACUGAAGAUUCUGUGGGUGAAGUUCACUGGCUUUGCUUUGGUGACCUACUCCUUUACAAAUGUCUUGUUCCUGUACUGGCGCUUUUGUAGAUAUUUUCUGUAAAUAUGGUAUCCAACAUUUCACUUUGUUAUAAAGAGGGUUCAAUGAAAAGGAGUGAAAUAAAAUGUUUCAGUGGA